AUGACAAACACUAAUUCUGGAGAUAAUCCUAAGAAACUAGGAGUCACCCAUUCUAUCCGAGAGAAAUUACAUUUUCAAGAUGAUAGACUAUGGAAAAGAUUUUCUGCUAGAAGACUAGAAUUAAUUGAUACAUUAGAUUUAUGUUCUAAGAAAGCAAGUGAACAAGAAGAAGAAAUAAAAAAAGUGGCGCAAGCUUUAAGAUUGGAAUUCAAUUAUCAAAGUGAAUAUGAACAAGAAUUUGAUAAACUAGUACGGGCAGCAGUUCAAAGUGUUCGAAGAAAUCGAAAGAGAUCAUCUAAAUCUAAGAAAGGAUAUGAUUUUAAGAGAAUUAAAGUAGAAGAUCAGCAUGAAAGUGAAGAAGAUGAUAAUGAAACAGUUAGUGAUAAUACUUAUAGAAAGAAAUUCAUUUCUGAAAUUAGUCGGCUUAAUUCCGAUUCGAAUGAUGAUGUAUACGAUAUGAACUAUUCUCGAACUAAGAAUUUUUCAUCGGAUGAUAAGGCCAAAGCCGCUAUAGAUAGUAUGAUUAAGCCUCGUAUACAAAGUCUGCAUCCAUCAUCCAAUCAUAUUCAAACACUUGAUGCUAAUGCUGCCAAGGGGAUAAUUAUUAAUCAUAUAGAACGUUCAAAGACUUGUUCCGAGAGCGUAUCUAAGAAAUCAGAAAAUUUACAAGUAUUAGGUAAAUUAAUUAUAUCUACUUGUAUUUCAUAUAUAUUUGAAAAAUCAUUUGAGAAUGUUAAUGAAACUUCAAUUGAAUAUUUACGAAAUAAAUUAAGCGGAGAUUUAUAUUUAGCUAGAUUCUUUCGAGAUUUAGAUCCUAACACUAUAACCAGUGUGAGUGACGAAGUUGCAAUUAUAUCAUUAUAUACUUUAUUAGGAGGAGUUAUUAAAGAUUUUGGAUUUGAGAAUAUUAUGUUCCCAUUAUGUGAAAUCAUAUAUGUAUCUAUAUUACAAGAAUAUCCAUUAAUUGCUAAGAAUUCAGUUCCAUUCAAAUAUAGUGAUUAUCUUAAUAAAUCCAAUGAUUCUAAUUCAUUAAAUUCUUUGGCCACUAUAGCUACUGAGAUGCAACAAGAACAACAACAUCAGCAACAACUAUUGAUGAUAUUACUUCGAUUUAUUAAUCAAACGUUAGAAUUCACCUUCUCUAGUCGGAAUUCAGCACCCCCAAGAUUCAUAGAAAUCAUUGAGAAUGCGAGACAGGCAUUUAAUUUAAAACACGAUGUUAUAUUAGGGAUUAAGAAUCUGAAGAGUGGCAUUAUAAUUCAAAAUGAUUUUGAUUUGGAAAGAUUAUUCAAAAUGAGUUCAGAACAACAUAUUGAACUAGAGAUAUUUACGCAAAGAUCUAAGGCUAUACCAAUAUACGAGAUUACAAGUGCUAUAAUCCCCAAUAGAAAUACACCACCACCACCAGCAUCACAAACAUCAUCUAAUAAUAAUAUUAGUGGAUCAGGUACACCAGGAACUCAAGAGAAGUUUAUAUUGCCUCCACCAUUAGUUGGUAGUCAUCACCAUUUAAAUCAUGGAAUUCCUCCUCCUCCAUUAAGGGUUUCACCUGUUGGACCUAUUCAUACUCAUAGUUUUAAUUUCUUAUCGAAUGAUGAUAGAACUCCUCCACCACCACCAGUACCAUUAUUACCAAGAUUCCAACCAUUGUUGUAG
Scheffersomyces amazonensis is the source of this 1656-nucleotide messenger RNA. RefSeq lists its product as uncharacterized. NCBI's taxonomy places the organism in Eukaryota, Fungi, Ascomycota, Pichiomycetes, Serinales, Debaryomycetaceae. The transcript is spliced from 3 exons. The record is from RefSeq and is a predicted model, not a curated record. Bases 1 to 1656 code for a protein of 551 amino acids.